AUGCACGUCUGGUCUCGUCGGUGCGUUCUUCUGACCUCCAUCUGCCUUUUCCUUUAUGACCCGGGCAGCGUGUGGACUUUCGAGGUGACACUGCUUCACACCAAUGACAACCAUGCACGGAUCGAGGAGACCAGCGUGGACUCGGGGAAGUGUCCCGAUGGGCAGCCCUGCUUCGCCGGGGUGGCCAGGAGGUCCACCAAAGUGAAGGAGAUCCGAGAGAAGGAGAAGAACGUGUUGUUUCUGGAUGCUGGAGACCAGUUUCAGGGAACUGUCUGGUUCAACUACUACAAAGGUGCCGAGGCAGCUCACUUCAUGAACAAACUGGGUUAUGAUGCCAUGGCUUUUGGAAACCAUGAGUUUGACAAUGGAGUGGAGGGUCUGAUACAGCCAUUCCUCAAAAAUAUAAAUUGCUCUGUGGUGAGCGCCAACAUCAAACCUGACCAGACUCUGGCCAAAAACUUCAGCAGAUACUACCAACCCUACACAGUCAUCAAGGUGGGCUCAGAGAGCGUGGCUGUGGUCGGCUACACCACUGCAGAGACCCCCGCCUUAUCCAUGCCAGGCCAGCACCUAAAGUUCGAGGAUGAGGUGGAGGCACUUCAGGUUCAGGUCGAUAAGUUGGAAUCUUUGGGCUAUAAUAAGAUCAUCGCCCUGGGCCACUCUGGCUUUGACGUGGAUCAAGACAUCGCCAAGCGUGUGAGAGGGGUGGAUGUCGUUAUUGGAGGACACACCAACACAUUCCUCUAUACAGGUAAGCCCCCAUCCACUGAAGUGCCUGCUGGGCCGUACCCUUUCAUGGUGAGGUCUAAUGAUGGGAGAGACGUGCCGGUGGUCCAGGCCUUUGCCUUUGGGAAGUACCUCGGAUACUUGAAAGUCACCUUUGACAAAGAUGGGAAUGUGGUAAAAGCUGUUGGAAACCCCAUCCUAAUGGACAGCAGCAUCCGUCAAGACCCAGAUUUCCUGGCUGACAUUGAGAAGUGGAAGAAAAACUUGGCUCAAUAUUCCUCAAAGUAUGUAGGACAGACCUUAGUCUAUCUAAACGGGACGUUUGAAGAGUGUCGAUUUCGGGAGUGUAACCUUGGAAACCUGAUCUGUGAUGCUAUGAUUUAUCACAAUAUUAGGCGUUCAAGUGGGCAACAGUGGAAUCAUGUGAGCAUGUGUAUGCUGAAUAGUGGAGCAGUAAGGACAGCCAUAGACGAGCGCUACAAAAAUGGUUCCAUCACUAUGGAGGAGAUCCUCACCGUCUUACCUUUUGGAGGAACUAUUGACUUGGUCCAGAUAAAGGGAUCGACAGUGAAAAAGACAUUUGAACACUCAAUUCACAGAUAUGGAAGCAUGUCUGGAGAAUUUCUUCAAGUCUCAGGCAUUAAAGUUCAGUACGACCUCUCAAAACCAGUCGACCAGCGUGUAGUGUCCGUGUCCACGCUCUGCACUGAGUGCCGUGUGCCCAAGUACGAGCCGUUAGACCCGGAGAAGAAGUACACUGUGGUGAUGCCUUCAUACAUGGCGGGCGGAGGUGAUGGCUAUACCAUGAUCAAGGAGGAGUCAAUGAAGCAUGACACAGGUGACUUGGAUAUUUCUGUUGUUUCCAAAUACAUCUCGGACAUGAAGAGUGUGUACCCAGCUGUGGAAGGUCGGAUCACGUUCAGGAACUCGGCUGUCUUUACAGCUCACAGCCUCGGUUUGUUGCUGCUGAGUUUAUGUCUGUCCCUGACUGCGAAACUGUGAUAAACUGAAGGGCUGCUUGUAAACUCCUCUGGGACUUGGUUAACUGCCUUUCCAUCUCACUGCCUUCAAGGAUAACAAUAUGAUCCAACCUCAGGUUAGAUAAAGUCAGUCCGUUCUAUAACACCUUUCACACAUGUAUGCAAGAUUUUACAAAUUAACUAACAACAGCUUGGUGACUGCUCAUCAAAACCAAUUUUAUUAAGAAUGAUCGCUAUUUGAGUAUGUCCAUCAUCAAGCUGCAGAAUAAAAUACAAAAUAUUCAAAUAUAAUCUGUAAAUAAGCCAUAGAUCUGAUAGAAUUGAAUACUUUAGUUCAAAAUCUAUUGAACACUGCUGUUUCUCAGUUAUUAUUGAAUUGCAUCCUCUGUUUAAUCCGAAGUCAACUUUAUAAACUUCUUUUGUAAUCCUGAUAGAAUAAUUGAAAAAGGAAAUGGAAGAAACUCUCAGGUUGUUUGUUUUUUUACACAUUGAUUAAAUAAAUGGCAUUGUGGAAACAAUUAAUCAAAAAGAGUUAUAGAAAGCUAGAAUUAUAGUCCUGUUGUAAUGAUUAUUUUCAUUAUUAAUUUAAAGGGAACAUAUUAUGCAAAUAUUUAGGUUCAUACUUUUUGGGCUUUCUAUUAGAACAUCUUUACAUACUUUAAUGUUCAAAAACAGAUUGUUUUUCUCAAUGUCUAUCUGAAUAUUCCUGAAACCCCCUUUUUCCUAAAUGCUACGUUUUAGUUCCUGUCUCUUUAAGCUUCGCCUUCCUGAAGUGAAGUAUUGUUCAUUUGCACUGUAACAAAUUUUUAUAUAUAUUGCAUUUCCAUUUUAAAUAAAAAAAAUACCCACAUACAGAUUGCUCUGAAUCAUGAAAGCAGUUUGAUUUGGACAUCCACAUUCUUGCAAAUAUCACUUAUCACCCAUCCUCAUCACCCAA
Anoplopoma fimbria (sablefish) is the source of this 2643-nucleotide messenger RNA. RefSeq names its product snake venom 5'-nucleotidase-like. Gene Ontology annotation, cellular component: plasma membrane. The transcript has 9 exons. NCBI's taxonomy places the organism in Eukaryota, Metazoa, Chordata, Actinopteri, Perciformes, Anoplopomatidae. Gene Ontology annotation, biological process: AMP catabolic process. The record is from RefSeq and is a predicted model, not a curated record. Bases 1 to 1728 code for a protein of 575 amino acids. Gene Ontology annotation, molecular function: nucleotide binding; metal ion binding; 5'-nucleotidase activity.